AUGAUAUCCGCCAGCAAACCUAUACCGGAGCCCAGCUCAGCCACCGCCUCGCUGCGCGACAUGACGCGGCAGAUUGUCCGCCGCCAAUCCUCACCACCACUGCCCGUUUGUCCCUCCAUCUCAACUGUCGAGACGACCGCCGCUGCCAAAAUAUUCUUCGAGAUGCACUUCAACGGCAUCCUCUCUGCCACCAGUCCACGCUCGCUGCGGCGCCGAGACUUGGAGCAGCGUCUUUCAGAGCUAGGGCUAUCCAACAGCGAAAGGCAGCAGGUGCGCCAGGAAUGGCUGCUGGCGGAAAGCGAGCACCUUCGGCAGACCAGAGUCCUGAAGGCGAAAAGCAUGCAGAGGAAGGCGAGCAAGGGUGUGAGUAUCGCGGGAUACGAACUCGUGCGUGUGCUGGGCAAGGGGAGCUUCGGCGUCGUCAGCCUCGUUACGGAGAUGAAGCAAGAGCCCCAACGCGCAGCUGCCUCGCCAUCCUCACCGACGACACCGGCGAGCAGCGACACUGAUGAUGUGCCAAACCCCAACAGCCCGCCUCUGCAGGUGCCUGGUUCCAGGGACGAACAGGACCUUUCACAGAUCCAGAAACAAGUUUACGCCAUGAAAGUCAUACGCAAAUCCGACAUGCUACGCAACAGCCAAGAAGGCCACCUACGCGCAGAGCGAGACUUCCUCGUCGCGUCCGAGAACUCACGGUGGGUGAUCCCCUUGAUUGCCAGCUUCCAGGACAGCAGCCACCUGUACCUCGUGAUGGAGUAUAUGGUGGGCGGCGACUUCCUCGGGCUCCUACUCCGCGAAGACGUGCUCGACGAGUGCGUCGCACGGUGGUACAUCGCCGAGAUGAUCCUCUGCGUCGAGGAAACCCACCGCAUGAAAUGGAUCCACCGCGACGUGAAGCCAGACAACUUUCUCAUUUCCGCGUCAGGGCAUCUCAAGAUCUCGGACUUCGGCCUCGCAUUCGACGGACACUGGGCUCAUAACCAGACGUACCACAACCAUCAGCGCUACACGCUGCUCGAGCGCUUCGGCAUCAGUGUCCCGGGCGACGCGCAGGAUGUCCAGGAAGAGAGGGAUAGGUCGAGUGUGAGGAGGCUGGCGAGCGCGGUGAGCUGCGGCGUUAGUGGGUUGGUUGAGAGGACCAGACCGGAGGAUCAUGGUAUGAAGCCCCUGGACUGGCUCAAUCGCACCCAGAAGCGGAGACUAGCGAAGAGUGUCGUCGGGACUAGCCAGUAUAUGGCGCCGGAGGUCAUCCGAGGACACGACUACGAUGGUCGAUGUGACUGGUGGAGCAUCGGCGUCAUUCUUUAUGAGUGUCUAUACGGAUUGACACCUUUCUUCAGCGAGAACAGAGCCGAGACGAAGCGCAAGAUCCUGGCCCACAACACGACCUUCGGCUUCCCCCAAACAACCCGCAUCGCCCGCCCCGGCACCUCCAACAUCCGGCUCGCCCCCGUAACCUACGAAGCCAUGGACCUCAUCUACCGCAUGCUGCAAGACAAAGAAUACCGGCUCUCAUCACGCAAGUAUAAAACUAACGAUUCGUCCUCCACACCCAUGACUCCGCCCCCAACACCCCGCCGCUACCGCCACCUCCACCACGCCCAGCGGCACGCCUCGCGCAACGCCGCGGGCCACUUCGUCUACGCGGAUGACGCCGACGAUAUCAAGGCGCACCCCUUCUUUGCGGGCGUCAGGUGGGAGACGCUGCACCUCGAGCCGGCACCCUUCGUGCCGCGUGUUCAGGGCGAUCAGCCGAUCACGAAGUACUUCGAUGACGAGAAGGAUAUCCUGUCGGACGGGCGCCAAGGCGGGGGGCCGCAUGGGGGCUCGACGUCCUCAUCCGCAGCCUCGACUGCUGCGGCUGCCGAGGAACCGGUUGCGGUGGACGGCGGCAAGGAUAAUAGGUUUGAGCGCCGCGAUGGGAUUCAGGGGGGUGUUGAUGGCGUGGCGUCGUCGCCGGCUGGUACUCCGCCGACGGCGAGGAAGCCGAAAAAGGAGAAGAAACGUCCGAGGGAUAGGCUGUUGAGGGAUCCGCAGGUCGGGAAGAAGGUCCUGGAGUUGAGGAAGAUGGGCGCGUUUCUGGGAUAUACGUACCGCAGGCCGAGGAUGUGGAUGCUGGAGGGGGAGGAGAGGAUCGGGCGACCGAUGUUGAGCACGAAGAGUGCGGAUUCGGGGGAUGUGGUGGAGGAUCAGGAAAUGGGUUCUUCGACAUAA
Molecule: messenger RNA, 2214 nt
Organism: Coniosporium apollinis CBS 100218
Lineage: Eukaryota; Fungi; Ascomycota; Dothideomycetes
Product: AGC/NDR protein kinase
Exons: 3
Coding region: 1-2214 (737 amino acids)
Biological process (GO): peptidyl-serine phosphorylation; intracellular signal transduction
Molecular function (GO): protein serine/threonine kinase activity; ATP binding
Source: RefSeq, a predicted model, not a curated record